Paraglomus occultum is the source of this 250-nucleotide messenger RNA. The record is from the annotation of a GenBank genome assembly. NCBI's taxonomy places the organism in Eukaryota, Fungi, Glomeromycota, Glomeromycetes, Paraglomerales, Paraglomeraceae.
AGAAUUGCAAACAAAGAAUUUAGACUUGAUCUAGCAUGGGAUUUAAUCAAUAAUACGGUUGGUAUGGAUAAAAGGGUGACCAGAUCAGAUUUGUCUGAUACCUGUCUCAGUCUUACUAAGAAAUUUCAAGAUAUCUAUAUUACUGAGACAUAUGAUUUAGCUGCAACUCGUCUAAUUCCUGGAGGACAUUUUGUGGAAUGGAGAGAAACAAGAAAAGCAUGCUUGUAUUGUAGGUAUUUAUCUAAGCAAG